Molecule: messenger RNA, 530 nt
Organism: Drosophila mauritiana
Lineage: Eukaryota; Metazoa; Arthropoda; Insecta; Diptera; Drosophilidae
Gene: Cpr65Ay
Exons: 4
Coding region: 72-404 (110 amino acids)
Source: RefSeq, a predicted model, not a curated record
GCAGACAAGAACGUAGAGUUCUGAUCACAACUUAAUUUUAAUAAAACCCCUGUUAAAACGAUAAAAGUGCAAUGAAAUUGCUAAGCCAAAUGUUUAUAAUAACUGCGUUAAUCGCUUUGGCCUCAUCGGCGGCUUUGGAGAAAGGCGAGCGAGAGGAGGAGCUUCAUUUCGGAUUUCACACCGAAAAUGGUCACCAGAGAAAUGAGGCCAUAACGUACACAGUAAAACCGGAAACAGUUCAGGAUCCCAAGGAGGUGACAACCCAAAAGCCAGUGGAGUAUAAAGGUGGAUACAGCUUCAUCUCAGCCGAUGGUUAUGAGUACCAGGUCCUCUAUAAGGCCAACAAAAACGGUUUUCAGCCCUAUGUGACAGCCCACAAAAUUAAACCGGAUAAGAUGUAUUAAGCGUGGCUCAAAAGCUCUUUCCACAGUGGUGGCAGACUUGGCUAGAAAAAGCUUAGAUGUCUUCUGGCCAGCUCGUUAAUCUUCAAUCAUUUCGAGAUAGACUGAUUGCAACAUCAUCAGCAUAAU